Molecule: messenger RNA, 723 nt
Organism: Mycotypha africana
Lineage: Eukaryota; Fungi; Mucoromycota; Mucoromycetes; Mucorales; Mycotyphaceae
Product: casein kinase II, regulatory subunit
Exons: 3
Coding region: 1-723 (240 amino acids)
Cellular component (GO): cytoplasm; protein kinase CK2 complex
Molecular function (GO): protein kinase regulator activity
Source: RefSeq, a predicted model, not a curated record
AUGAGCAGUGGAUCUGAAAGCGAAUACGCUAAAUAUUGGAUAGAUUGGUUUUUAGAAACCAAAGGAAACGAAUAUUUUUGUGAGGUGGAUGAAGAAUAUAUCCUCGAUCGUUUCAAUUUGACGGGCCUGAAUUUAGAAGUACAACAAUAUUACAAUGAAGCAUUAGAUAUGAUCACAGACAGCUUAGAUGAGGAUAAAUAUGAUGAGAGAACAAGAGAUAUAAUCGAAAGAAAUGCACGACAUUUAUACGGGUUGAUUCACGCUCGUUUCAUUAUAACGACUCGUGGUUUAGCAAAGAUGCUUGACAAAUAUAAGAAAUCAGAAUUUGGUCGUUGUCCUAGAGUUCUUUGUAAUAUGCAAUCGCUACUUCCCGUUGGUCUUUCUGAUCAACCAGUCACUAAGACGGUGAAACUUUAUUGUCCCCGUUGUGAAGACAUCUAUAAUCCUAAAUCAACUCGUCAUUCUUCUAUCGAUGGUGCUUAUUUUGGUACAUCCUUCCCUCACAUGCUAUUCCAAGUUCAUCCCAAUUAUUUACCUACCAAGUCCAUCGAAAGAUAUGAACCAAGAAUUUUUGGAUUCAAGAUUCACCAAAUUGCAGAACAGCAUAGAUGGCAGGACCGUGCUAGAGAAGAAUAUGAACAGAAAUUAUUGCGAGAAAAAGAGGAGCAGCAGCAGCAACAAUCGAACGCAACAUCAUCCACCACUACAAAUCGUAUGCAAUAA